Molecule: messenger RNA, 2850 nt
Organism: Talaromyces proteolyticus
Lineage: Eukaryota; Fungi; Ascomycota; Eurotiomycetes; Eurotiales; Trichocomaceae
Product: PXA domain-containing protein
Exons: 2
Coding region: 1-2850 (949 amino acids)
Cellular component (GO): intracellular membrane-bounded organelle
Molecular function (GO): phosphatidylinositol binding
Source: RefSeq, a predicted model, not a curated record
AUGGAUGAAGUCAAUAUUUCUGAAUAUAUUUUAGAGAAUGAGAAAACCGCCAAAGGCACAGUUAAGGAUGACGUCGCUGAUAGAGGUGAGCUGGGCCCUUGGCCGGCGUCGGCUUCGACAUUAACGCAACGUGUCUUGCAUUAUCUCUCAACAGCCGAGAACGAAACGCUUGUUAUUAUAAUCGGUGCACUGGCACUUGUCAUAUAUAUAAUAUUUGGGAGACUAGGUUUAUUACUCAUUGGACUAGUCGCUGGAUUCCUUUUCCAUGAGCUUUGGGAUGGUGUCGCAGAUAGGGAGUCGCCCCAUGGGGAGCGGUAUUCCAGGCAGGUCAGAAAGAGGAAGGAACUUGGCAUCGAGGUUGCUUCUCGGCUUCUCGACUGGAAUUUUCGGGCAGGAGAUCUAAAACUCAAUGAAGAUGCUGAAAAUGCCUCGAGAAACGAUUUGAAUUUCUCCGAAUUUCGUCCUGCCACCGCCGCGGCUCUUUCAAGCCUGACGGAUGCUGUGGUAACAGAAUAUGUAAAAUAUUGGUACCAACCUAUCCUUCCUGCCGAGGACUCGUUUCCCCUCAGCUGCAGAAAGACUUUGGUCAAUUUCAUCAACUCGUUGUCAUCACAUAUGACCCGCAAACGAUCGGCGGAUACAUUUCUCCAGUUUGUUACGAAUUCGAGUUCGAUGAUUAUUGUAUUUUUAAAUGAGCUAUCCUUGGCUCUAGAGACUGGCAGCACCGACUCUACCGCGACAGAAGAUGUUAUAAAAAACUAUCUGAAACAAUAUCCAGAAAGCAACUUGUCGAACGUGCUGUCUGUAGAUCAGCAACAGAAAAAACUCAAGAUGGUUGCAGAUGAUGUCCUUUCUUCUUUCCUCGAACCUUCAGUUUAUAAAUGCGAACCACUCAGGUUAUUCUUCCGUGAGAUAUUGGCCGGAGUGGUAUUGGAGUCUGUCAUAAAGAGCUGUUCACAACAGGAUUUCAUCAAUGGUUGGAUAGUGCAUUUGCUUCAGGAAGGCGAGCCGGAGAUUUUGAAUGCAAUUGAUGCCAGUUUGGAAAAUGCCCCGAAGGGCAAGGUAGUCUCUUCUGAAGCUGCCAUUGAUUCACCCCGUGCCUCCUCAAGCGAUAUGCCUGUCAAACUAGAGAGAACUGAGUCGUCAGAAAAGUCGCAUUCGUAUAAAAUGUUCACCGAGAAGAAUGUUUUACCAGACGAGUCGGCUGCUAUCAGUUCGCCAUUGGAUAUAAAAUCCGAGGUGACCGGGGCAGCAAUACCUGUCGAAGUAGAGCCGUCAGAAGGUAGCAACAGUAACGAUGGAUCGGAAUUCGUCGCAGUCGAACUCCCUGAGCGGAGCUCAAGUGAAUCGAAGAGUCCUGCUUAUGGACAGCAGGAUUAUGCAAUGCUCAGUCACUCCCUCUUUGGUGCAUCCGUAUUAAUUGAUGAUGGUUCUGUACCUGGAGAUAAGUCCGUGAUGAGAAAUAAACCAACAGCUGAGUAUUCGCUUCAAAUUGAACCUGUCUCGGCCCGCCAACCAGGGUGGAUGAUAUUUAGAAGUUACCAAGACUUUGAAUAUUUGCAUGAAGGCCUCUCAACUCUUUCGAGAUACCACAAUCUAUCAUUUUUGGACCGUCAUAUUUCUUUACCAGCUUGGCGUGGACAAACAAAAUACGUCCUCGCAAAAGCGCUUGAGAAAUAUCUUCGUGAUGUACUCCAAUACCAAGACCUCGUUAGAUCAGAACGUGUCCGGCGGUUUCUUGGAAGGGAUAGCGAUUGGAAUCAGGCGGCGUCGACAGCAAGCAAGGCUGGCCUUCCCUUGCGGGCAUCGAGCACAUUUGAGAACAUGGGCAAGGGCAUGUUGGGGGUUUUGUCAAAUGCACCAAAAGGAGUUGCUGGGGGAGGGAAGGCUGUUUUGGAUGGUAUGACAGGGGUCUUCGCAGGUCUGAACAAAAAAAGCACCAUUACAACUCCGAGUCAACCAAUAUCCUCGCACGUUGAUUUGGAUCACCAACGCCAUCCUAGUCAAGAUAACCUAGGGCGAUCACAUUCCUUGUCUGUUGCUAGUGAGACCCAGAUUGACAGGAAGUUGGUUAACCAACCCGUCGUUGAUUUAACGAGUACGGCACCUUCGUCGCCAUAUAUCCCAAGUGCCGAUAACUCAGCCGAUAUAUCGACUGAUAGAACUAUCACAGACACUCUAAACACAACAAGUUCGGCUUUGGCGGGACCUGAUACAAGCGUCGAAAAGGACAUUCUAGAAAGUACUGCGCAUCAAGAUAAUGAUAACGACACACAGCAUGAUCGACACGGGAGGAAAAGUUCUCAUGAAUUAGCAGAUAAAAAAACCGACUUAAUCAGCGCGUCCACAGGAAGCCCGAUCACCGAAGACGAAACCCGUAUUGCGGUUGAACUAAUUUUUGCUGUCAUAAAUGAAUUAUACACGUUGUCGUCCGCUUGGAAUAUACGGAGAACGCUCCUCAAUGCCGCAAAGACGUAUAUACUGCGCCCAGGAAAUCCUCAUUUGGAAUCAAUGCGGCUUUUAGUGCAGCAAUCAAUGAUUGACUCUCAUACCUCAGACGAAGCAAUUGCGGCUCAUGUUUCAAAGAUGAGAGAAAAUGCCCUUCCAACUGAGGAGGAGUUGAAAAUAUGGCCGCCUCCAUUGAAUGCGGAAGAGAGUGCAAAGCUCAAGACUGACGCCAGGAAAUUGCUCGUCGAAAGGGGCAUGCCUCAGGCUUUAAUGAGUGUGAUGGGUGCCGUGGCGACGGGGGAAGCACUUGCUAGGGUCUUUGAUUGUCUUCAAAUAGAAGAAGUUGGCCGGGGUCUAAUGUUUGCUUUGAUUUUGCAAGCCCUUCGAGCUCUUAUACUAUAG